AUGAGUUUUAGCAAUGGUCGUAGCUUGGACAUUCCCCAAUCAGAUUCAGUUCAAGGCGUUGAAUACGGUUUUGGUUACCGUACCCAGUUUGACGAUGGUGCUACUUCUACCGUCGUCUUCGUAUCAGGACCAGAUUCCAAAAAAAUGAACUUGUUGAGAAGUAGGAAGCCCGAGGCUAGGAAAUUAGCUUCCGAUAUUUUGGACGCCAAAACGAGCGAGGAGAAAAAUGAAAAAAUCAACCUCGCCCUAUCCAACGACAUUCCUGGGUUUAAUUUUGACGCUCUUGUCGAAGCUUUUCCCGAUUUCAAACCCCUGGAAGAACAUGGCACUGGAGUAGUUCAUCUUUUCAGUCAUCCCGCUAACGUUUUUCCACUAUCUACUCCAACACAAACUACGACCAGCAUUCCCGAGACUACCCCAACUUCUGAUUCAGCCAGCAACGAUGAUCCUGAGAGCAUAGCUGUGGAGAGUGCCGAUAAUGACACGCCACUGGCUCGAACGAACGAAAAUUCAGAAAAAGAUAAGGAAGCUGAGAGUAUUAUUCAGGAAACAAAGGUCAGGAUUGACGAAAUCCAGAAUCGUAACUCUGGAGAGCAAUCGUCAACUGAGAGCUAUUCUUCGACAAGUAGCACAUCCAGUGAGUCACCAAACACCACUAGCAAAAACGAAGAAGAACAAGAAACCACCACUCAACAAUAGUCAGUCUUCAACUGAUAAAAUCUAGGUUCAUUUCAGGGUGCAUUCAUCAUAUUUAUCUUUAUAGUUAUUUCAUUCCACUUUAUCUUGAACAGAAUGGAUCGAAAGAAUGCAGAACAUUAUUUUUGGUGCGGAAUUGUGGUAUUUUUUUCUCAAUCUUUUACGGUGAUUUAUAAAAAAAAACAUCUCAGAAAUCGGAUCAUAUGUAUAUUGUGUAUUAUAUUGGCCAUUUGAAUUAAAUUGAUUGAAUACCUUCGAUAUUUUUGCUCUUUCUUGUUCUGAUUCUUAAUUUUCUCAUUGAUAUAUUUUUCUAUUCAUUGUUUUUUACCUAAACUUAUCUGAAGAAUGACUACACUCUCUGUACAGUAUUGUCAUCACUUUCUAAGUACCUAUUCUAAAUCUUCAUCAAUGUUUGUCAAAUCUUCCAUCUUUUCAGAUGUCAAUUUUUUAGUUGAUUUAUCUUUAUACUUCAGGAAGUUUGAUGUAUUAUUAAGGGUGUAUUGAACUUUUACGCUGUUUUGCAAUUUCAGUUUUUCUUCAUUGAAUCCACUAACUCAAGUUUUAUUCAUUGAAUCAAUAUUUUUUAUUUUUCGAUAAAUAUUUUCUUUGUAGAAAAAUAAGAAGAUAUAUAUACAAUAAACAAUAUCCAGUUGACUUGGGAAUUUUCAGCGUUUACCAAGUUCAAUGUACAAAGACUCAAAUGUAAAUAUUUAGUUAAAAUGUAGUGAUUUAGCGAGUUGUAGGAAAAAUUUCAAUAAAAUAUUGAAAUAUAUAA
This is a messenger RNA of Coccinella septempunctata (seven-spotted ladybird), 1471 nucleotides long. RefSeq lists its product as uncharacterized. The transcript has 3 exons. Lineage: Eukaryota; Metazoa; Arthropoda; Insecta; Coleoptera; Coccinellidae. Bases 1 to 699 code for a protein of 232 amino acids. The record is from RefSeq and is a predicted model, not a curated record.